AUGCGAGAAAUCGACUAUGACUUGCAUCGAGCACGCACUGUCCUCAUUAAAAUUGGCACUGAAAUUGUGCAUUCGCCUGAAGGUCUUUUGGCCAUGGGACAGAUUGGAAAUAUCGUUGAACAGAUUGCGGCGUUGCAUAUGAGAGGACACAAUAUCAUUCUCGUAUCCAGUGGCUCUGUAUCCAUUGGAAAAAUGGUAUUGCACCGCCAAUACCUUCUGUCAGGCUCGAUGCAAUCACAUCUUGGGGGUCAAGUGGACGAUAAUGCUCAAUUUGACGAGAAAGCGUGCGCUGCUGCAGGACAAAGUGGGUUGCAGAGUCUAUACGAGAUGCUGUUCGCCCAAUAUCAUUUGGCGUGCUCACAAGUGCUGGCAUCCGAUGCCGACUUUAGGGAACCUCAAGUCCGAUCCAAUUUGCAACGGACAGUCCGUGCCUUGCUGGAUGUAGGCAUUAUUCCCGUGAUCAAUGAGAAUGAUAUUAUUACUCGACGCACCACACCACUGAUCACUGAGAACAAGAUUGCCUGGGACAACGACUCACUCGCAGCGCUUUUUGCUCAGGAGAUGAUGGUGGAUUUGAUGGUCUUACUCACAGAUGUGGACGGUAUUUACACGGGCACUACGAACGAUAGAAAGCUGAUCUUAAGAUUCCAGCGUGGAGACAAACAGAUAAUUGCUCCUGAAAGUCGCGUCGGAACUAUCGGACAGAAUGAUAAAUUGCAUUCAUGUAUUCGCGCAGUGGACAGCGGUGCUGUGCGUGCUGCGGUGGUUGCGAAAGCAGAGCAGGGGGUCUUGCUGCGUAUUCUCAACGGCGAGCAAGUUGGCACACUUUUUGUGGCGAAUGGGGAACGCUUUGGCGACGUUGAAGCAGAAAAGCAGCAUAUUGACCCAUUGUACUCGGGUAUUGCUCCGCGUGACCGGAGAACAAUAAGCAAGCUGUAA
Peronospora farinosa is the source of this 939-nucleotide messenger RNA. NCBI's taxonomy places the organism in Eukaryota, Oomycota, Peronosporomycetes, Peronosporales, Peronosporaceae. The record is from the annotation of a GenBank genome assembly.